Messenger RNA from Carlito syrichta (Philippine tarsier), 370 nucleotides. RefSeq names its product trimeric intracellular cation channel type B-like. The transcript has 3 exons. NCBI's taxonomy places the organism in Eukaryota, Metazoa, Chordata, Mammalia, Primates, Tarsiidae. Gene Ontology annotation, cellular component: membrane. The record is from RefSeq and is a predicted model, not a curated record. Gene Ontology annotation, biological process: potassium ion transmembrane transport. The annotation marks the transcript as partial. Gene Ontology annotation, molecular function: identical protein binding; potassium channel activity.
UAUUUAAAAAUGUCAUACCCUUCCAAGGUAACCCUGCUGGGAUCAGUUAUCUUCACAUUCCAGCACACCAAGCAUCUGGCAAUGUCAAAGCAUAAUCUUAUGUUCCUUUAUACCAUCUUUAUUGUGUCCACAAAGAUAACCAUGAUGACUGUACCACAGACUUCUACUAUGCCUUUUGCUUCCUUUGAGGAUAUAUUGAGCCGGAUGCUGUUUGGCUGGCCACAGCUGUUUUCGUCAUGUGAGAAGAAAAGUGAUGCAAAACCGUCUUCCAAUGGCACUGAUACCUUGGCCUCAAAACCUGUAGACGUUGCCUCAGAUAACAUUAAAAGGAAAUGUACUAAGAAUGAAUAAAUUUAAUCGAUGAGCUCUA